AUGAGAAACCUGAACUAUGAGCAUGGCACACACCUAUGGCCUCCCAUUGACUAUGCUGCAAUAUGCAAGUAUUUUUUGGAAAGGCCUUGCCAUGAUGGCGGCACUGCCAAGGCAUUUCGGGCUCUUGAUGCAUACCAGUAUGUGAAGUCAGGCAAAGUUAAUGAUAUAAAGACUGCAACACCGAGACAAGGAUUGCGGGUUCUCAAAGGCUACGUGAGCCCUUCACAGAGGAAUGGACCAGUAUAUGAGUGCUGGAUUUUGGUCACUGAAGAUGGAGAAAUAAAAGAUGCAAGGUGUUCAUGUAUGGCAGGUCUGGGACGAGUCUGCAGCCACAGUGCUGCUGUAUGCUUCGCCGUCGACUUCUGGACCCAGGUCAACACUCAUCAACCAGAUCCUCAUCAGCUAGCUCCGACAGACUUGCCAUGCCAGUGGGUGCAGCCUCGUCUGAAAAAGGUAAUACGCAAGCCAGGCUCUGAUAUCACAGUGGCGCCACAAAAAGUGCACAAGCCAGGCUUGCUUGUGCAGAUGUGAAAUUAUACAUGGUCAUU
Messenger RNA from Dermacentor silvarum, 548 nucleotides. RefSeq lists its product as uncharacterized. NCBI's taxonomy places the organism in Eukaryota, Metazoa, Arthropoda, Arachnida, Ixodida, Ixodidae. The coding region runs from base 1 to 531 and encodes 176 amino acids. The transcript is spliced from 3 exons. The record is from RefSeq and is a predicted model, not a curated record. Gene Ontology annotation, molecular function: zinc ion binding.